Arabidopsis arenosa is the source of this 1825-nucleotide messenger RNA. The record is from the annotation of a GenBank genome assembly. Lineage: Eukaryota; Viridiplantae; Streptophyta; Magnoliopsida; Brassicales; Brassicaceae.
GAGAGACGAAGGAGUUGAAUCUCGACGACGACUACGAGAGGCAAAAUCAAAAUCCAAGCUUUUUCUAGGGUUUUACGGAUCUGCGAUUAUCAUUGUUCUGGUUCGUUGAAAUGUCGAGAAGAAAAUCCACCGUCGUAUUGCCGCAACCUAUUCGUCGAUCGGCGAGGCUUAUCUCUAUGCAGAAUCGAGAUAGUCAAGUGAAACCCAGGAAAGAUCUGGUCUUUGGCUCGGAACCACCGAAGAAAACUCGUCGGGAAGUCCUACGAGGACUAUCGAAGAGAUUAGUAUACUCACUGGAUAGUCCAAUCGCGAAGAAGUCUCCGGGAUUGAACAUUUCCAAGGAUGGGUUUCCUUCGCUGAGGCGAUCUCUUAGGCUUUCGAAUAGGGAAUGUUCUGGUGUUAAUAAAGAGAAGCCUUUUACGAAGAAGACUGCAUCUACUUCAUCUUCUCGCACGAAAUCUUCGGCCACUGUUUCGUCUUCUUGUGCUCUGAGACGGUCUCCUAGGUUUUCAAGUGGAGGAGGAGGAUCUGUGGAUCAAUCUUUUUCUUCCAUUGGGAGAAAAUCAGGUAAUAGUGUUUUGAGUAGAUGUAGUACGAUAUCAAUUUCAUCUGAGAAAGGGAAAGGUGUAGAUGGUGUGAAAACUAAGGAUAGAAGUAGAAGUCGUCUUCGUCCUAAGACUAAGCAGCUGUUUAGUGGUUGUGAUGAUAAUGAAGAAGAAGAAGAAGUUAGUGUCUGUCUUAGUGAGAGGAAAAGGAUGAGAAUUGCAAAACCGAAUGAGGAAGAAAAUGUUGUGCCAAAAGCUGAUGAAGUGAAGGGAAGAGGAAAGGAGGAAGAAGAAGAAGGAUUGAAGACAAAGAAGAAGCUUGAGAAAGGAGGAUGGACAGACGAGUUGGAGUUAGCUUUACAAGGAGCUUAUUUGACGGUGAAGCCCAGUCCUAAUUUCUGGAAAAAGGUUGCUAAGAUGGUACCUGGAAAGUCUGCGCAGGAAUGUUUUGAUAGAGUGAACUCAGCUCUGAUCACUCCUCGUCAAGCUCAGCCUCGAAGAGCCAGGAACACAAAAUUAUCAACAAUCCCGCAGUUUUCGCUCUCUGCAAGCAAACUACUGAAACCCAAUUCACCAAAGACAAAGAUACGACAGUGCAAAAACAAUCUCUCAAAGAAAGUGGUCAGGCAUUUACUGGAGAAGCAAAAUCAUAUGGAUCAAGGUCUUGGAUUUGAUCUAUUCUCAAUUCUUGAGCCUAACACCACAAGCAAUUUUCUCUCAACUCCAAUGGAGAAAGGGCAAACUCUUCCAAAAAUCCUUGAAAGUCCAGUGCCUUGUUCAAGUAAAGAUCCAACAACUCUCGUUAGCCCUCCAGUACUAAAACAGGUAAAAAACAAGGCAUUGCAUGAGAAGUACAUUGAUCAUCUGCAUAUCAGGGAAGCAAAAAGAAAAGCCGAGUCAACUCGACUGGCUGGGAAAGAGAACAUAAGACCUGUUGAUAUUCAGAAGAAGGAUUCGGUGAGAGCAGCUAAGGAUGCCUUGUUCUUUGAUGUACAAGAUGCAAUCCAAAAGCUUAAGGGUCUGGAAGCUGAGAACUCAUCUAGUUCUUCAGAGUUUUGCUAUGAUCAUGGUGAAACUGACGAAGAAGAUGAAAUCUAGUUGUUUCUAGCCAGAUAGAUUUGAUUGUACUAGGGCACAGAGCGUAGAGAUUAGAGUAAGGCAUUACUGUGAAUCUUAGUUUUGUAACCAUGAGACUGAAACUACUUGAGUGAGUUUAGUUUAGUCAGAUGUUGUAUAGUCAAGAAAAUUGAUUCUCUUUUUAAUAUAAUGAUCAAAUUUUG